AUGUUCUUGAGCACCAACUCCACAUCCUCAAAGAUCCAAGCCUCUCAUGGUGUCAUCAUGUGGGUACUUGGUCUCCACAAAGUCCAUGGAGAAGAGAGCAUUGUAGUGCUCUUGGUACAUGGGGAGCUCAUCCUCCUCCUCUCUUCCUCAGCCUCUUCCAUGGCUCAUCUUGGUUCCCCUCUUGUCAUCUUCAUCAACCAAUUGGUUCACCUCUUCUCCUUCCUCUUCACUCUCAGUCCUCACUCCUUCCUCAUUUGGAGAGCCAUUUCCCCCUCUUGA
Microthlaspi erraticum is the source of this 279-nucleotide messenger RNA. Lineage: Eukaryota; Viridiplantae; Streptophyta; Magnoliopsida; Brassicales; Brassicaceae. The record is from the annotation of a GenBank genome assembly.